Messenger RNA from Tachysurus vachellii, 5552 nucleotides. RefSeq names its product La ribonucleoprotein 4Aa (gene larp4aa). Gene Ontology annotation, molecular function: mRNA 3'-UTR binding. The transcript has 17 exons. Bases 527 to 2896 code for a protein of 789 amino acids. Lineage: Eukaryota; Metazoa; Chordata; Actinopteri; Siluriformes; Bagridae. Gene Ontology annotation, biological process: positive regulation of translation. Gene Ontology annotation, cellular component: cytoplasmic stress granule; cytosol. The record is from RefSeq and is a predicted model, not a curated record.
GGGAGUCUUCAGAGGGCAUCAAGAGGUCGCGGUGGAAGUCGGGACGGCGGCGGAUCGCAUUAAUGUCUGCCCGCUCGUAGGCAAAGUGCGUGUCCCCUGCGUGUCCGCUUCGGGUUGUCCGUUUACGGAAUGAACCGCACGGCAUCGGCGCUUGCGUUGUUUGCGAGAAAGACCGUUUAGGAUCGAAGGUGGAGUUUUUCGCGCUUGCUUUUCGUCGUUCGUUUCACAGCCCGUUUGAGUUUGCUGCAUAUUAUCGAUGCAUUGAUAGUCAGCUAGCUAGCUAGCAGGACAGCUAGCCUACGGUGGCUCCUAGCCUGAGCUAGCCAGGUAGCACGCGAGCUAGCGUAUGUCUGAGAAUUAGCCGAGGACGUAAACGCAGAUAAACACGACAUCUGAGUGCUGUGUAGCUGCUGAUUGGGAUCGUUAGUUAGCGAGAGACAAAAAGGCGGUCACACACGUGGGAGAGGCCGGAGAGAGAAGGACGGAGGAGGAGAAGAAGAAGAAGAAGUGACGAAAGGAGCGGCCGAUGAAUUCAGACCAGGGCGGAGAGCCGCUGCAGGAGGAGGCCGAGCCGGGACUGGAAGCCCGCGGGGAGGCGGAACCGGGACCAAGAGCCUGUGAGGAGGUCGCGGCUGCAAAGGCGGCCAGUAUGGUGACCUCGAAGGGAGCAGGUCUGAACCCUAAUGCCAAAGUGUGGCAGGAGAUGCCUGCUGUGCCCAGUGAGGCUCCUGUGGAUGCCACCGAGGCUUCCCCCUGGUCCCAGUCAAACAUAACUGAAGAGUCCCCUGGAUGUAAACCAUACACACCUGGCUUCCCAGGUCUCGUGGACAGCAGCACCACGGCCGCAGCAGUGGUCAACGGCAUGGACCCUUCUGACCCAAACCCUCUGACUGGGUGUAAUGAAUCCAAACUGUCUGAAGAUCAGCCUCUCUCUGCAGAAAGCUUGCGCGAGUCUCUGAAAAAAGAGCUGGAAUUCUGCUUCAGCAGGGAGAACUUAUCGAAAGAUCUUUACCUGAUUUCUCAAAUGGACAGUGAUCAGUUUGUGCCAAUAUGGACCAUUGCCAGUAUGGAAGGAAUCAAAGUCCUUACCACAGACUUGGAUCUUAUCUUGGAUGUGUUGAGAUCAUCUCCUAUGGUUCAAGUGGAUGAAAAGGGGGAGAAGGUGCGGCCAAAUCACAAACGCUGCAUCAUCAUUCUGCGAGAGGUUCCAGAAACGACCCCUGUGGAGGAGGUGGAGGAGUUGUUUAAGAACGACAACUGUCCGAAGGUCAUCAGCGUGGAGUUUGCGCACAACAAUAACUGGUACAUCACGUUCCAGUCGGAUACGGAUGCUCAACAGGCAUAUAAAUACUUAAGGGAAGAAGUCAAAACAUUUCAGGGAAAACCCAUUAUGGCCAGAAUAAAAGCCAUCAAUACCUUCUUUGCAAAGAACGGUUACCGCAGCCUGGACUGCAGUGUCUAUCAGCCGCAGUCUCACACACAGUCCCAGUACAGCUCACCACUCUUCAUGCAACCUAUAUACAGCCCUCAGCAGCAGUAUCUCUACGGCAUUGUCCCUCCCACCUGGACUCCAUCACCUACUCCAUAUUUCGAGACUCCUCUGGCACCUUUUCCUAACAGCGGGUUUGUCAAUGGAUUUGGCACGACUGCACACUACAAAACUGGUUCCAAUUCUCUCAACAUUGGACGCCCUUUCAACAGAAACCGUGUCCCACUCUAUUCAAGAAAGAAUGUAAUAAAUGCCUUCAGCAGGAACCACGUGAAGCCCCAGACGAGAGUGAAUGACGGACUGGCCUCCAACGUCACCCCUGUGUCUGUGGUAGACGGUCUCCGCAGUUCACAGCCUCAUGCCAACAGUAGCUCAGUGCUGGCCACCUCGGAGCUGAGCUCCUCUUUCCUACAACUGAGCACCUCCGCUGAGCCAAACGAUGACAGUACUGUGGCUGGACGGGGACGGAGGAAUACGUACAGAGCAACGAGGAGGAGGAGAGAGGAUGAACGAACCAUAAGGCCAGUUCCCCUCACUGAAGUUAAGGUGUCACAACCUAAAUUUGACCUGGCUCCUUCUAAUUUCCCUCCACUCCCUGGAUGCUCAGGCAGCCCACAGGGAGAACCAGUUUUAGAGAAUCGCAUGUCUGACGUAGUGCGGGGUCUCAACAGAGAUAAGCAGUCAGACUCAAACAAAGAAUCCACUGUGAGCGCAGCUGCUCCGGCCUCUGAGGAGACUGUCCCCAGACCUGCACUGACUGCAAGCAAACCCACUGUUCAUGCUGCAGACCCUGCUAGCUACAGCGCAACUGCAACCCCUCAGGAGAAGAAACUGGAUAAAGCUGAGCCCUUGGUCCAUAAAGACAUGCCUGUGAACUCAAGCACCCCAUCAGCCAUUCCACAGAGUCCGGCUCAGCAAGCUCCUAUCUCUAAGACUCCACCGAGUCCUGCCACCCCUGCAACCCCUCAGGCCAACGCUGGCCACUCCAACCCCGCCCUACUGGAGCCUCGGAAACUGAGCUAUGCUGAGGUGUGCCAGCGCCCCCCCAAGGAUCCCCCUCCUCCUCCUCCUCCUCCUCCUCCACCUGUGGUCAGCCCCAGUCCUGCCAGCGCUACCUCACAGCCUCUGAGGGAGCUGCGUGUAAAUAAGGUGGACGAGCAGACGGGCAGCAGCGAGAAGCCAGAGCGGCCUCAGGAUCGUGGGGGGGACUUUAAGAGCCGGGAGGGCAGGCCGGCUCGCGACUCGCAGAGUUUCUACCGUAGCAACGGCCCUCCCAGAGCCAGUACGGGAGGCUUCAAACUCCGUGAGCAGCAGAGGCGUCCUCAGUUUACCCCCCGCACUUCACCACAAGGAGCCUCCAGACACACUGGCAAAGAGCAGAACAUCCCCCCUGUAUCGCCAAAGUAAAGACUAAAUCCAUACAAAUGUAUGAAUAUAUACACAUAUACAUAUAUAUAAAUAAAUAUAUAUAUAUAUAAAGAGAUGAAAUAUAAAAAAAGUUUAAAAAUCUAAAAUAAUAGCCACCUCUUUUGCCUGGAGCACAUCCACAGGAAAAUCUCACGAAAUGACAAUGCACUGAUGGAGACAUCAUGGUGUACGGGCAUCAAAUAAUUGAAGCUUGUUGAAGGAAGUCAUCAAAUAGGAAAAUUGCGCUUCUAAAUGUGACAAUGCCCCUCAGAAUGUAAAAUUUUUUUUUUAUUAUUUUUAUUAUUUUUUCCCGUUCUUCUCAUCGUCCUUCCCCAUAUGAGGGCGUUUUACCAGGAGGCUGUGGGACUGAGGGCGUCAUAACAGCCGAGCGGUCAAUGCUGUUGUUGAGCUGAAACAAUGACGGUAGACUGCAAAGAACAUAUGCACUAAGAAGAAAAAGGAACAUGAAUACUGUCAUGUACCUAUACAAAGAUAUCACUUUGACAUGCAAGGAUUCUACUAACAUUACCUUUUUUUUUUUUAUUUUAUAUAUAAUUCAUUCGCAUUGGCAGGUGACUGGGAAUGCGAUUUUAUGGAGUGAGUAAAAGAUGUACAUGAACUUUUCUCUUUGAUUUAGCAGUAAUGAGGAAUCAGUUUGGGAUUUAGAUCCCAUUUAGAAAAUUCAAAGCCUGCUUCAGUGCAUUGGUGGAUAGCUAGGAACAGCAGUGAGGCUUGGAGUUGAUCUGGAUUUUUGAAUUCUUUUUUGCUUGACAUGGCUGAUCUAAGCUCACCAAAUCAGAGGAGCUGCCGUUUAGAAAUGUCUUAAAGACAUUUGCUUGUGGAGCUUCGGUAGAUCUUCAUAUACAUCACUUCAUGAGGUUGGAGCCUGCCAAUUGUAAUGCUGGAUCACUGGUUUGCUUUUAUUUCUUUUUUUUUUUUCUUCUCGCUCUUUAUUUUCUUUAAUUAUUAUUUAGUUAGAUUGUGUAACCAACAACCUGUGAAAAAUCACUAUCAGUCAGGUACAUAGACACUCAAGUAUUUCGUCAUUUCAGUUGUUUUAUGUUGGUUUUUUUGUGUAUUUUUCCCAAAAUUGCUUCUGAGCAAGCUCAAUUUUUCCUGAGCAGUCAGGCAUUUGACUGUGUUUACAAGAUUGUCAGCUUGGGCUAAGAGGCAGAGAUAUGAAGCUGCUUUUGGUUGCAUUUUGGGCCACAAGCUAUUCUUAAAAAUCAGGACCCUCCCUAUAAUGAAUAGUAGCUAUUGUGCAUAGGUGUGUGAUGGUCAUUUAGGUCAGGAAAACACAAGGCCUAUUUUAUUGACUAGUGAUUUCACUACACUAUUAUUUCAUCUGUACAGAAAUUGGUUGAUUUCACUGUUAAAGAAAAAAAAAAACAUUUGGGUUGAAUUUUGGCACAUCCUAAAACGGCAAUUGUUUCGGUUCAUUCCUCUUUAGCAUUGAGAGAUGCGAAGCACAAUGGAUACAGGAUGAAAAGCUGAAAGUGUGAGUGCUAUGCUGUCUCCCCCGCCCCACCUUCGACUAGCACACUUGUGAUUGUCCACAAAUCCUGAUACAAUUGUUACAUGGCUUUGAGGGCAGUAUAGAAAUUAUAUUAUUUCCCGCUGGUCAAUUUAAGUAAGACAUUUUGUGCAGACAAUUGAAAUCAAAUUUGAAUUUAAUUCUUUUUUUUAUUAUUAUUUUUUGUUUUCUGUUGCAUAUUGAUGGUCUUGGGCAUUUUAUCAUACACCAGUCAUUUCAUGCAAUUUCGAAAGAUCAGCAAAUUCUUCAAGAAACCUGUCCACAUGUUUGUCCUUGAUUCUCACAAAUGAAACAUUCGUGUUGAUGUUUAGAUGGUUUGAAUCGGUGACCUUCUCAAAAAAAAAAAAGAUCUAGGUGCAUUUCGCAUCUGUACCAAAAAAAGUUGUAUGGGCUUUGCUAGCAUGUGCUUUCAAUGCAGCAAAGGGGGUGGGGGGGGUGGGGGGAAGCAAUGUGAAAGUGAACUGGUGCUGUUAACUUAAAAAAUGUAAUCGGAGGAAGAUGCAGUAUUGCUGUUUGAAUUCUUUUUUUUUUUUUUUUAAAUUGACUUUUUAAUUUAUUUUAAUCCUCUUGCCCGACCCUGCCCUCAUUGCCCUCCCCAGUCUAUGUAGGCCAUGUUCCUGACUUGUGUACAAAAUGACAUUGGGAGAGAAUCACAGAUUUAACAUUUGUAUAUUUUUGAGAUUUCAGCAGAGAAAAUACUUGAUGCAUUUACUAGAGGUUUAGUAAUGCAGUAAAUAAAUAACAAAUCACUGGGGCUUUUAUUGUUUUCACCUAUUUUCGUUUUGUUUUUCCUUAAUGAAUUUGAGCAGCUAGUGGUUUAGUGUAAUGGAACAAAAUGCACUAACUUGUUAAAAAAAAACAAAAAAAAAAAACUUACUGUCAAUGUAAUGUGAAAUUAUAUUAGAAGCAUAAGAUAAUGACAUUGAUGUUGAGCGGCUUGCAGAAAUCUACAGGAAUAGCAUUCUCCUUAAUGUUUGGGUUCUCACUGUUAAUUGGUUUUAGGGCUGCUGUGGCAAAGGGAAGAAUUAAUUUAACAAUGGAUUGAAAGUGUUGGAGAUGGCACAUUCUAGCUGUCUGCAUAAAAUGUCAUUAAAAAAUAAAUUAUUUUGUUUUGGCCUUGGA